CCGAUGGCCGGGGCAUAAAGCGCUCGCCAUCUCUCGUUCGCGUGACCUCUUCUCCCCCUCCUCGCCUCGUUGCUACCGAUCUCAUUCUUCGGAUCGCCCUGGUGCUCGAUCCCGAUCCCGAUCCCACUGGGAGUAAUGGCGGAGCAGCUCACCGACGAGCAGAUCUCCGAGUUCAAGGAGGCCUUCAGCUUGUUCGACAAGGAUGGGGAUGGUUGCAUCACCACUAAGGAGCUCGGGACUGUGAUGCGCUCUUUGGGUCAGAACCCCACGGAAGCAGAGCUACAGGACAUGAUAAAUGAGGUCGAUGCAGAUGGUAAUGGAACGAUCGACUUUCCUGAGUUUCUCAAUUUAAUGGCUCGUAAGAUGAAGGACACCGACUCUGAGGAGGAGCUGAAGGAGGCCUUCCGUGUUUUCGACAAAGACCAGAAUGGUUUCAUCUCCGCAGCGGAGUUGCGUCAUGUCAUGACCAACCUUGGCGAGAAGCUGACAGAUGAGGAAGUUGAUGAGAUGAUCCGUGAAGCUGAUGUCGAUGGAGAUGGUCAGAUCAACUAUGAGGAGUUUGUCAAAGUCAUGAUGGCAAAAUGAGUCUCUCCAGGAUAGAAAAUAAAACGCAAAACCUCCACCGGCAGUUAUUUAAAAUAACUGUUCUUACAUGUUUGAAAGAAACAUAUUUUUGAUCAUGCACUUCUAUCUUGUGCAUGGGCAUUUUGUUGAACUGGGUUUUCUGAUUAUUCAAAUCAGCCCUGUCUGCUUUUAUUUUCAGAAUGCUAAGUGUUUUGCUUGAAUCAAAUAUGUAAACCAUUCUUUCCACUCUUUGAUGUUUACUCUUGCAGAUUUGGAAUGAGGAAAAUAUCAUUUGCUUGUUC
Molecule: messenger RNA, 866 nt
Organism: Musa acuminata subsp. malaccensis (wild Malaysian banana)
Lineage: Eukaryota; Viridiplantae; Streptophyta; Magnoliopsida; Zingiberales; Musaceae
Product: calmodulin
Molecular function (GO): calcium ion binding
Source: RefSeq, a predicted model, not a curated record